AUGGGUAAUAAAAAUUCACGUUCAAAACAUGAACGAUCAUUAAUCAAAAAUAUACAAGAAUUUAACCAAAUAGAAUCAGAUCAAGAAAGACAUGAAAAGUUUUUGGGAUAUUAUUUCUCGACUAGUACCGAUUCUAUUGAUAGGUUUCAUGUUUUUCAUUUUCUUAGACAAUAUAUAUUUCAAAGUAAUUUUUCUUCCCCAGUUGAGGAAAAUUUAAUUAGAGGAGGGUAUAAAGUUUUAGAUGUUGGGUGCGGUCCUGGUACAUGGUUAUUAGAUUUAUCGAGCAAAUAUGAAAGUUCUUAUUUUUUUGGAGUUGAUAGUGAACUAAUGUUUCCACAAGAAAUAAAACCAAAUAAUGUUGAAUUUUUCAAAGCUGAUGUGUCUGCCGGGUUAUUAUUUGGUGAUAAUGAAUUUGAUUUCACACAUAUAGAAUUAAUGAGACUUAUUUAUACAUCAGAUAAAUGGGAUUUCAUUCUUUCUGAGCUAAUUAGAGUAACGAAACCAGGUGGAUAUAUUGAAGUAGCUGAUAGACGUAAUGAAAACGUUGAAAGAGCUCCAAUUCUUCGUAAAUUAAUGGAUACAAUUAAUGAAAGUGGUUUAAAACGAAAUGUAGAUAUAAAUUUGAUUUAUAGUCUAGAAUCAAAAUUUGAGUUACACCCGAAUAUAGGAAAUGUUCAUCAAAUUGAGAAAAAAAUUAUUGUAGGACUCAAUAGUGACAAAAUUGGUUUGGUUUCUCGAGAACUGGCUUUAGCUUUUUUAAAAUCAGAACCGAUAUUAAUUAAAUUUCUGUCUGAGGAAUUGGGAGUUUCUGAAGAAGAAUACAAAAAAUUGAUAGAAAAAGAUCUAGUUGAGGAAUUUGAACAAGUUUAUUCUGAAAGUAUUUAUGUUAGAAUUUGGGCUCAAAAACAAUUAACAUAA
Messenger RNA from Rhizophagus irregularis DAOM 181602=DAOM 197198, 918 nucleotides. RefSeq lists its product as uncharacterized. The record is from RefSeq and is a predicted model, not a curated record. NCBI's taxonomy places the organism in Eukaryota, Fungi, Glomeromycota, Glomeromycetes, Glomerales, Glomeraceae. Gene Ontology annotation, molecular function: methyltransferase activity.